Molecule: messenger RNA, 720 nt
Organism: Rhizophagus irregularis DAOM 181602=DAOM 197198
Lineage: Eukaryota; Fungi; Glomeromycota; Glomeromycetes; Glomerales; Glomeraceae
Source: RefSeq, a predicted model, not a curated record
AUGGAAGUAAUAACAAAGGAACGAAUUAAAUUACAAGAAAAAAAGGAUGAAAAUUUAGAAGAGAAACAAAAAGCGAGUAGAAAUUCCAAAACUAGUAAACCAGAAAGUAAGACUAAAUGCCAACAAGCGGCGCCAAAAGUCCAAAAAGAAAUCAUCGACACAAGAAUUAAAAAAAGGAAGAUCGAUGAAAUUCUGGUUCAAACAACUUUCGAUGAUAAUUAUUUGGAUAAAUAUUUUGCCAAUCACAAUAAGAGGGAGAUACUUAUUAGAAAGUUAGAUGAGAAAGAAAAUGAAAAACAAGGUUUUGAAUUAGUGAAAGGAUCCACAAUGGAGGAAGAUUUGGGAAAAGGUUUACAAAUGAAAAGCCAAGACGAAUUAAUAGGAAAGGACGGAGUAUAUAAGAAAAGGACAGGGAUCAACAAGUUUAUUGUGCCUACACAUACAACAUCUAAGGGUGAUAAAUUUGUAGAUGCACUAUCAAGUCUACUUUCCACGAUACCUAGGAGUAAAGAAGAACAUGAAGAACUCGAUGAUUUAAAUAACAAAUUCAGUGAACGUUUGGAGAAGAAAAAGCAAGAUGACACAAUACAAGAAGGAACGUCUAGUAAAGAAAAAGACAAGAUCAAGGUCUUGGGAUUUACGCUUAGAUUUGGUAAAGAAAACACUUAUAUGAAUAUGGUUUUUCAUCUGAUUUCAGAUACAUUUCUAUCAAGAGCUUAG